This is a messenger RNA of Alosa sapidissima (American shad), 623 nucleotides long. RefSeq names its product myosin, light chain 7, regulatory (gene myl7). Bases 105 to 623 code for a protein of 172 amino acids. NCBI's taxonomy places the organism in Eukaryota, Metazoa, Chordata, Actinopteri, Clupeiformes, Clupeidae. The record is from RefSeq and is a predicted model, not a curated record. Gene Ontology annotation, molecular function: calcium ion binding. Gene Ontology annotation, cellular component: myofibril; cytoplasm. The transcript is spliced from 7 exons. Gene Ontology annotation, biological process: heart contraction; cardiac muscle tissue development.
GGGGUGCCAUACAUAUAGCACUAAUCAGCCAAGCUUGUGUCCUGGGCACACAGAUACACACACAGCACCCACACACACUCAGGGGCACUCAGACAGCAACCAACAUGGCCAGUAAGAAAGCAGCAGCCAAGAGAGGCAAGACUGCGCAGAGAGGCUCCUCGAACGUGUUCUCCAUGUUUGAGCAGUCCCAGAUACAGGAGUUCAAGGAGGCCUUUGGCUGCAUUGAUCAGGAUCGAGAUGGUGUCAUUAAAAAACAGGACUUGAAGGAGACCUAUUCACAACUGGGGAAACUGAACGUACCAGAUGAGGAAUUGGAGGCCAUGUUGGCAGAGGGAAAAGGCCCUAUCAACUUCACUGUGUUCCUCACUCUCUUUGGAGAGAAACUCAAUGGAACAGACCCAGAGGAGACAAUCCUUAAUGCCUUCAAACUCUUUGACCCCAAUGGGACAGGAUUUGUCAACAAGGAUGAGUUCAAAAGGCUUCUUAUGAAUCAAGCAGACAAAUUCAACACUGAGGAAGUGGAACAAGCUUUUUCUGUGGCACCAAUUGACGUGAGCGGCAAUAUUGACUACAAGUCUCUUUGUUACAUCAUCACGCAUGGUGACGAGAAGGAGGAGUCAUAA